Hippocampus comes (tiger tail seahorse) is the source of this 915-nucleotide messenger RNA. It is a transcript of the gene zcchc10, whose product is annotated as zinc finger, CCHC domain containing 10. The coding region runs from base 83 to 571 and encodes 162 amino acids. Gene Ontology annotation, molecular function: zinc ion binding; nucleic acid binding. Lineage: Eukaryota; Metazoa; Chordata; Actinopteri; Syngnathiformes; Syngnathidae. The record is from RefSeq and is a predicted model, not a curated record. The transcript has 4 exons.
UUGCUCAAGAGGACGCAAGGUAAACUUUAUCGCUAAAACUCGAGCUGCAUUUUUCCAACGAAGAAGUAAAGUACAACUCAACAUGGCGACUCCCAUGCAUAGAAUAAUUGCGAGGCGGCAAGCGGAAGCUAACAAACAACACGUGCGUUGUCAGAAGUGUUUGGAGAUGGGACACUGGACAUAUGAAUGCACCGGGAAGCGGAAAUAUGUGCACAGACCCUCAAGAACAGUUGAGAUGAAGAAAAAGCUGAAGGAAGUUGAGAAUCAACCCAGGAGCAUCACUGGACCAGGACAACAAAGCUCCAGUGAAAAGAAAACUAAGAAAGCUAAAGACUCGAGUGGGAGCAGCAGCGAUUCGGGCAGCUCAUCCAGUGACUCAUCCUCAGACAGCAGCGAUUCCUCCAGCUCAUCUUCGGACGACGAUGAUAGCAGCAGCAGCAGCAGCGACGACGACGACAGCUCAUCUUCUUCUUCCACCUCUUCGUCAUCAUCAUCCUCGGACAGCUCAGACUCCGAAAGUGGCAGCGAUUCAGAUCAGGGACCUCCACAGAAAAAGAAGAAAAAGAAAUGAGGAUGAUAUGGUUGUAAUAGUGUGAUAUGUUCUUGUUUUAGCAGUCUAUAUUCCUGCAUUUACUCAGCGCUGAUGAAAUGGAAAACUGCUUGUACAGUUUUGUUAGAAAUUUACAAAAAGAUGAUUUUGGAUUAUUAAUAACAUGUUCUUCUUUGCUAGUUCUGCUCAGGGCAGCUGUGCAAGCUAUCCGAGGUGUAUAGGGUUGUUUUUUUUUUUAUUUUUUAUUUUUAUUCCGUCUUCAUCUGUCAAGCUUCAUCUGUGUAGCUUGCAACCUCACCUCUGAAACUGCAUUAUGUAAACUGUUAAAAGACAGAAUAAAUAAAAAUAUAUAUUAGUUUGCCUAG